Messenger RNA from Sphaerodactylus townsendi, 5518 nucleotides. It is a transcript of the gene TBC1D9B, whose product is annotated as TBC1 domain family member 9B. The record is from RefSeq and is a predicted model, not a curated record. The transcript has 22 exons. Gene Ontology annotation, molecular function: calcium ion binding. Bases 92 to 3859 code for a protein of 1255 amino acids. Lineage: Eukaryota; Metazoa; Chordata; Lepidosauria; Squamata; Sphaerodactylidae.
GCCGUGGCGACGUAGGCAGCCCCCGUGACCCACCUGUGACUGCGGGCCCGGCCCGAACUGGGGAGCCGGACCGGGCGGCGGCGGCCUCAUCAUGUGGCUGCCCCCCGAGGAGGUGCUGCUGGCGAACGCGCUGUGGGUCACCGAGCGGGCCAACCCCUUCUUCCUCCUGCAGCGGCGGCGGGGCCACGGAAAGGGGGGCGGCCUGACGGGCCUGCUUGUGGGAACACUUGAUGUGGUUUUGGACUCAAGCGCUAGAGUUGCUCCUUAUAGGAUCCUGCAUCAGACACUGGACUCUCAAAUCUAUUGGGCAGUGGCAUGUGGUUCAUCCCGUAAAGAAAUCACAACACACUGGGAAUGGCUAGAGAAUAACUUGCUCCAGACUCUCGCCAUCUUUGAUAAUGCAGAGGAUAUCACUACCUUUGUCAAGGGCAAGAUACAUGGCAUCAUUGCUGAAGAAAAUAAGAAUCAACAGCCUCAGGGGGAAGAAGAUCCAGGUAAAUUUAAGGAAGCAGAACUGAAGAUGCGUAAACAGUUUGGAAUGCCUGAAGGAGAGAAGCUAGUCAAUUACUACUCCUGCAGCUACUGGAAAGGACGUGUCCCGAGACAAGGCUGGCUGUAUCUUACUGUUAAUCACCUCUGUUUCUAUUCCUUCCUUUUGGGCAAAGAAGUGACCCUAAUAGUACAGUGGGUGGAUGUAACCCAGCUGGAGAAGAAUGCCACUCUUCUGUUCCCUGAAUGCAUCAAAGUGAGUACCAGGGACAGUGAGCUCUACUUCUCCAUGUUUCUCAACAUCAGCGAGACCUUCAAGUUGAUGGAACAGCUGGCUAACAUUGCCAUGCGACAGCUACUGGACAAUAAAGGCUUCGUGGAGGAUAUGUUGCUUCCCAAACCCAGCAAGCCUCUCAAGAAUAUCUCAGCACUCAAAAGAGAUCUGGAUGCUCGAGCCAAAAAUGACUGGUACCGUGCUACUUUCCGACUGCCCAAGGAUGAACGUCUUGACGGACACACAGAUUGUACUUUAUGGACCCCAUUUAACAAAAUUCACAUACUUGGCCAGAUGUUUGUUUCCAAUGACUACAUUUGUUUUGCUAGCAAGGCUGAAGAGGCCUGUCAUCUCAUCAUACCACUCAGGGAGGUCACAAUUGUUGAGAAAGCUGAUAGUUCCAGUGUCUUGCCCAGCCCGCUCUCAAUCAGUACCAAAAGUAAAAUGACCUUCCUUUUUGCCAACUUGAAAGACCGAGAUUUCUUGGUACAGAGAAUUUCUGACUUUCUGCUGAAAACUUCAUCCAAGAAACCAUGCAGCAAUGGCAAAACACGGAAGAAAAGCCUUGGUGACCAAACAUGUGAGGAAACUCCAGAGUUGUCUCCCAGCAGCCCUCUUGAAGUCAGUCCUGCCUCGCCUUUCAAUAACCAGCUGGCUAACUUUUGUGCAGACAAAGUGCCAACGGCGUCCCAUGGAUUACUUAAAUUGUUUGGCACAAACCAUGAGAAUAUCUCUGAAUCGCACUGGGCAAAAGAGAAAAUGAAGGAGGAAUCAUGGAAUAUUCAUUUCUUUGAAUAUGGAAGAGGAAUGUGUAUGUAUCGCACAGCCAAGACCCGUGAACUAGUGCUAAAAGGGAUUCCAGAAAAUCUUCGUGGAGAACUGUGGCUGCUGUUUUCAGGGGCCUGGAAUGAGAUGGUCACUCAUCCUGGGUACUAUGCAGACUUGGUGGAACAGUCAGUGGGAAAGUAUAGUCUUGCUACAGAGGAAAUUGAAAGAGACCUGCACCGUUCCAUGCCAGAGCAUCCUGCCUUCCAGAACGAACUGGGAAUUGCUGCUCUUCGAAGGGUACUAACAGCAUAUGCUUUUCGGAAUCCCACCAUUGGGUAUUGCCAGGCCAUGAACAUUGUGACGUCCGUAUUACUUCUGUACUGUAAUGAGGAAGAAGCUUUCUGGCUUCUUGUAGCCUUGUGUGAAAGGAUGUUACCAGAUUACUACAACACCAGAGUGGUUGGUGCGUUGGUAGACCAGGGCAUCUUUGAGGAGCUCACACAGGACUGUCUUCCCCAUUUGUCUGAGAAGAUGCAGGAUCUGGGUGUCAUUUCUAGCAUAUCACUCUCUUGGUUCCUCACCCUCUUCCUCAGUGUCAUGCCUUUUGAAAGUGCUGUUGUCAUUGUUGACUGUUUCUUCUAUGAAGGCAUCAAGGUCAUCUUGCAGGUCUCUCUGGCUAUUCUGGAUGCCAACAUGGACAAGCUGCUAAACUGUUCCGAUGAAGGCGAGGCGAUGACUGUCCUGGGCAGGUAUCUGGAUAAUGUCAUUAAUCGACAUAGUGUGUCACCGCCUAUCCCGCAUCUCCAUGCGUUAUUGACGAGUGGAGAUGAGCCACCAGUGCAAAUUGAUAUCUUUCAACUUAUAAAAACUGCCUAUGAGAAAUUCAGCCAUUUGAAGGCAGAUGAUAUUGAGCAGAUGCGCUUUAAGCAGAGAUUGAAGGUAAUCCAUUCUUUGGAGGACACAGCCAAGCGGAGUGUAGUCCGAGCUGUAUCUGGUGAUAUUGGGUUUUCAAUGCAAGAAUUAGAAGACCUUUAUGUAGUAUUUAAGGCCAAGCACCUUAUGAGCUGUUACUGGGGAAAUUGUGCUGCUGCUUCCCAACGAGACCAGAGCUUGCCCUACUUAGAGCAGUAUCGCAUUAACAUGGAGCAAUUUAAAGAUUUAUUUGCUUCUCUUACACCUUGGUCUUGUGGCCUCCAUACGCCAGUGCUGGCAGAAAGAAUGUUCCACGUCCUGGAUGAGAACAAAGAUUCGCUCAUUAACUUCAAGGAGUUUGCAACAGGAAUGAGUGGAAUGUAUCAUGGUGAUUUGACUGAAAAAUUAAAACUCCUUUACAAACUACAUUUACCUCCAGCUCUGAAUCCAGAAGAAGCAGAAUCUGCUCUGGAGGCAACAAAUUACUUCACAGAUGAUAAAACUACAGAAGUAUCUCCUUAUGUCUCAGAACUGGAUCUCUUCCUGCAGUGUGAUUCUCAAGAACCAGCAGUGCAGGAAGACAAAACAUCAAGAGAGAAGAACUCUAAAGAACAAGAGGAGAAGGGUACCAGUCCACAAGAUUACAGAUACCAUCUACGAAUGUGGGCCAAGGAAAAAGAUUCCAAAAAAGAAACUAUCAAGGAUCUCCCUAAAAUGAGUCAGGAACAAUUUAUAGAGCUGUGCAAGACCCUUUACAAUAUGUUUAGUGAAGAUCCUGUAGAGCAAGAGCUGUACCAUGCCAUCGCUACAGUUGCCAGCCUUCUUCUGCGUAUUGGGGAGGUAGGCAAAAAGUUCUCUCACCAGCCUACAAAGAAAGCUGUUGACUGCAAAGCAAACAACUCCCAGGAUGUACCAAGUGAAGAAGAGUCCCCAACAUCUGAACAGAGUCAGAAUUCAACUGUAGAACGAUAUCCCCAGGCCAACACAGAAAAUAAAGCUUCUGGAGAUGUACAGCUUGAGAAACACCAACAGGAAAAUCAGAUUUUUGUAGAUGGAGGUGGUGAGGGUCCAGGCUCUCCCAUACAGAUGCUUUCAGAUGACGAAACCAAAGAUGAUAUGUCCAUGUCUUCAUACUCCAUGGUCAGCACGGGCUCCUUGCAGUGUGAAGAUAUUGCAGAUGACACCGUGCUGGUUGGCUGUGAGGCUGCCAGCUCAGUUGCCCGAUACGGCAGCACCAUUGACACAGACUGGUCCAUCUCCUUCGAACAGAUCUUGGCUUCGGUGCUUACGGAGACUGCCCUGGUGAACUACUUUGAGAAGAAAAUUGACAUUACUCAGAAGAUCAAGGAGCAAAAGAAAGUAGAAAGGCAGUGCAGUUCAUCUAGCGAUUAUGAACUUUCCUCAGUGUCAGGUUGAACUCAGGGAAAAGGGCAAAGCUGGGUAAUAGAAGUGGAAGAUCUAGAAACCUGUCUGGACAUGGCUUAUUUGUUUGUUCAUUUUUUACCAACAGCUAUAAUUACCCAACAGUUAAAGUAGUUUCAGCUAUAGUAAGGGGUUUAUCACAAUGACUGUUUAAUAUAGAUACCUCCCUGGAGGAUGCCUUGCUUGCUGGGCUUAUGUUACCUUCUCAAGAGCAUGAAAGCCAUUAGAACCUAAUAGCCUCUGUGGCUUAGAGUUACUACACUUAAAUUAUGCAUGUCUGCCUCUGAUCAUCUUUCUUGAGUGGAGCUUGAUUUCAGUCACACUCUAUUCUACCUUCAUUUGCUUUUAGGUUCUUUGAUAAGAAAGACAGUCUAUCUUGAAUUCUAUGUCUAUGGCUGAACCCCGUGACCUAACGCUAUGUAUCAAAAUGUUGCAGAGGCCCCAGCCUGCCUAAGAGACAGCCUUGUUAAGCAACCUAAAUAAAACAUAGUCAUUUGUCAGAUAUAAGAAGUUCCAUUCCACAACUCCCUGAAGUUAGGAUGCACCAGUAUCUUGGGGCAGCAGGUUUCUAUCCCAAGUGAAUUAUCAUCCCAGUAUGAUGUGGUUUUGAAAGAUGCACAUUAGCAUCUUUUAGUUUGCUUUUAAUUCUUCUGUGCCAAGUGUUCGUUUUUAAUUUCACUGAAAGAAAGAAAAGCACUGAGAAUUGCUACAGCUACAAGGGUUGGGUUGGGUAUUAUCACCCUAAGAAAGGCAAAGCAAUAGAAUAAUGGACACAUUAUUCAUCUUGCUGUUUUGAUCAUUCAGUAGUUGUCUUUAUAAUUUUGAAGACUGCAUUUGAUCAUGAAGGUCAUGGAUUGCAGUAAACCAGUUAUCACAGCAGAAACUGAAGAGAUUUCUUUCUUACUAUGGUCAUAAGCAGACCUUCAGGUUUUUCUGUGCGCUGGACCCAUCCAUUGCUCCAGGCAGGUGUAGAAACAGCGUAAUUCUGGUAAUUUUCCUUAGGCCUCCAUCCUUUUUACUGGAACCACCUAAGUGGUUGCAGCAUAGUCCAAGCCUCUCAUCAUAUUGUAAUUGGUUUGGGACCAUCUUUUGUUUUAUAGGCAUAUGGCAUGCAGACCCUGCUCUCUGCACAUCAUUUUGUGGAGCAGGGGAAAGUUGAAGCCCCAUUUUGAGACUGAUAGCUUCCCUGUGGGAAGGACUUCACUCUCAAGAACCACCAUUAUAUUUGUUUCUUCAUACAUGCUCAUCUCGUUACACAAAUAUAUUAUUCUGUCCACCAUGAUCUUCAUUGAACGUGAGUAAGUGGUUGUGUGUGUGGCUGUGGCCUGGCCAGCAAUGAAUGUGAGCUACACUGGUAGUUCGGAAAGAGGAAAUUCUGAAGCCCUUGAAUGGCUUCACUUGUGGAGCACACCACAUGGCACAAUACCCAGUGUUGCUGUAUUUCUGUGGUGUAUUUUAUGUGUAUUCACAACCGAUACACGUUUCUUAAAUCCCGGCCUCUCUUGUCAGGUAUGUCUGGACACAUAACAGAAAAAUGUGCUUUUUACUAAUUCUUCAGUAAUUUAUUGUAUUUUUAAAAAAAUUACAGGUAUAUGUGAUUUUACAUUAUGUCUGAUCAAUCACGUAUUCAAUAAAUGGAAGAUCUCACAUAUA